GUGAGUAAUUAAAACGAUCAAAUUUGUUUAAAUCGACCCUCAAGAGUCUUCAUUUGGCUCCGUAAAGAUCCGACUGGAAGAACCGACUCGUUAGCGACCGCCUCACUCCAGAGGAGCUGCAUCGCAUCAUUCCUCAUCCAGCAGUAGGCUAGCAGGCUAACGCAGCUAGCGACAGACAUGAUCCCCAGUCCUCGGCGCCUUCUCUAAAACCCCCUCGCAAUGACCACCUGACAUUGUGAACAGGGGCAGGGCGACUGCAUGGUUUAUACACAUCGGAGUCGGAAAUGCUGCAGCGACGCAAGUGAGGGGCCUUGGUCCCCGAUGUCAGGACCAGCCUGUAGCUGAGAGCUCUCAGGAUGAGUGGGGCUGGAGAGCACACGGACAUCCUGUCAGUGGCAGACGUGGUCAGGGACAGAUGGAAAGUGACAAAGAAGAUUGGAGGUGGUGGGUUCGGGGAGAUCUAUGAGGUGUUGGAUCAGCUGAGUCAGGCAACUGUUGCCCUGAAGGUGGAGUCUGCUCAGCAACCCAAGCAGGUGCUGAAGAUGGAGGUAGCUGUGCUCAAGAAGCUGCAGGGCAAAGACCACGUCUGUCGUUUUGUCGGCUGUGGCCGGAACGAUCGCUUCAACUACGUGGUGAUGGAGCUGCAGGGGCGGAACCUUGCAGAUCUGCGCAGGACCAUGUCACGAGCAACCUUCUCCGUCUCCACCACUUUGAGACUUGGCAAGCAGAUUUUAGAAGCCAUAGAGAGCAUCCACUCGGUCGGCUUCCUGCACCGAGACAUCAAGCCGUCUAACUUUGCGAUGGGACGACUGACCACCACCUGCAGAUGCUGCUACAUGCUGGACUUCGGUUUGGCCCGUCAAUUUACAAACUCCAGCCAAGAAGUCCGUCCGCCUCGACCUGUUGCCGGGUUCAGAGGAACCGUCCGAUACGCAUCUAUCAAUGCCCAUAAAAACAAGGAAAUGGGUCGCCAUGACGACCUGUGGUCCCUCUUCUACAUGCUGGUGGAGUUCACCAUCGGUCAGCUUCCCUGGAGGAAAAUCAAAGACAAAGAACAAGUGGGGAACCUGAAAGAGACGUACGACCACCGCCUGAUGCUGAAGCACCUUCCCUCGGAGUUCAGCCUCUUCCUGGAUCACAUCCUGACACUGGACUACUUCACCAAGCCGGACUAUCAGAUGCUGACAACAGUCUUCGAUAACGCCAUGAAGAGCCACAAUGUUCUGGAGAACGACCCGUACGAUUGGGAGAAGAGCGACUCGGAGGAUGUUCUGACAAUCAACACUGCGGCGACGACGGCCCAGCAGCUGACUCGCCUCACGCCCGCGUACCUGGGCAUGGCCAACGCUUCAGUGCUGCCGGGUGAGCUGCAGAGAGAGAACACAGAGGAUGUCCUGCAAGGGGAGCGCCUGAGUGACGCUGACAACUGCCCCCCAAUCCCUACACCCACCACCCCUGGGGCGGACGUGUGGGAAGAGCUGGACCGCAACCGCAAUCAUAAACAUGCCCAGGCCAUUGCCAGGAAGGUGGUCAGCGAGGACGAGCACAGUCAGAACCAAGGGAACCAGAGCCCCAACACUGGUUCCAUGCAGAGCUCCCCACGGCGGGUCCGAUCAGAGACCAUGUUCCUGGAGCGGGCGGCGCCACUGCUACGCAGGAUGAGGCACAGUCAGAGCUUAGCCUUCGAGAAAAGACUCGCGCCAGAACCAAAACCAACAAUCGAACGCUUCCUGGAGGCCUAUUUGGGCAAACAGAGAGCCGUGCUUCCGAACGUGGAGGAGAAGGCGUUUUCUGAGAAGGAACGUCGACAACAGUCACCUGUGUGCAACGAGGAGAACUCCGGCACGGCGACCCCCGACCCCGAGGAAGGAGCUGCAAGCAGUGGGUUUGUGGCAGUGAAUCUGAGUCCCGUUCCCCAAGAGGCCGACUCCCAGGAGUGGGUCCUGCUGGAGCUGGAACAGGGCAGCGGAUCCGCCAAACCCACAGAGGAUGAGGACAAGGGCGGCGUGGCCCAGGCUGAGAACCACACCUCGGACUCGAAGGACGGUCAGUCCACAGUGGCCCCCAGCAGUCCUGUGCUGUCUCAGAUGAACAUGCCGGGUACCUGGCUGCUGGGCCACAGGAGGCUGCCGGGGAUGUUGGGGCAAAUGCCGUCAGUCAUCGUGGGACGAGCGCAGACUGACCAGUCUUCCAGCUGCGCGCCACAGUCUCCGGUCCUGGAGAAGAGCGACGUGAUUCCACUGGAACCUCCGUCCGGGAAGACAGAGGAACCUGCUGCAAAGGAGGUGGAGAAGUCUGAGUCAGUCCCAGUACCAAGCCCAGCCAAAGGUCCAAACGCCCUCCUGACCUGUGACCGGGACCCCGAGAGUGAUUCGGGUCUCCCAGAUCGAUCAUCUGAGCCCAAUCAGCAGCCACAAGCCGACACUCUGGGAGGAGCAGUGGAGGUCACCGUGUCGUCUUCUCCACCUCCCGUUCUGCUGCGGAGGAGAGACUCCCCUUCCUCACCACGAUUCAGCCGCAUCCCGGUCCGAGACCCCGGUGCUCCUCUGGACUCGCCGAACAGGGACUUGACCCUGGAAAAGCGCCACCGCUGGAGCAGUCCGGUUGCAGGGUCACCCACACACUCCCCCUCUCCGUCUCUGUCCUGCGACAACCUUCCCAGUGCUCUGCCCAGAGACCGCCUCUCCUCCGACCGAGGGUCCAGGUCUGACUGCGCGGCAGACGACCCGCUUUCCCUGUCCUCUUCGUCGGGCAGCAGAAGCAAGAUCCCACGACCUGUGAGUGCCAGCUUUGUAGCCGAGCAGCUGUCGAGCAGGUUUCUUCCUCGGCCUCCUCCUGGGAAACCUCCAGCGCGCUCCUGUGUGGACAACAGAAGGAGGCGGUUGCGAGUCCGAGCCAGCAGCACCAGCGACGCCGACUUCCUGGCCAGUCUGACCCAGCUGAUGCAGGACCGAGGCGGGUUGCUCUUCACUCCUCCCCCCCGCCCCUGCAGCUCCUCCUCCCUCCAACGCUCCCUCAGCUCCUCCCCGUCCCGCCAGGAGCUGCGCGACGGCGCCACUCUUCAGGGGCGCAGCCGCUCUCCGUCCAGUCUCUCUGGCUCUCCUCCUCCUCCUCGACACUUUCAAGAGCGGCCCACCUCUCAGUGGAGCCACAGCACCAGGGGGCGGAGCCCGAUCCACGAGGGGAAAGGUUCAAACAAGGCGAACCGAUGACUGUGUUUGGGGAGACGUGACUGAUCCAGUGAGCGUAGCAGGAGGCCGCACGUCCCUGUUAGCAUGAGUCAACAAGGCAUUUACUCAAGGGAAUGUACUGUAUGUAAUGUAAAAUGUACCAUAAAUUGUAUUUAUUUAUUUAUUCGCUGGAUGCGCGUCGUGAAGACUUGACUUGUGCUGAGACUGAAGUUCUGGAGAUUGCCAACUCUUACCUCUCAUCUCGCUCCUUGACAUGUAAGUCCCGUCAGAGGUCACCUGACCAUCUAAACUCCGAUCAUGUAACUCCAAAUAUUAACAAGCAGCAUCAGCAUUCAUGAAGGGCUCCGUCCCGUACGCCCCGCUUGAGUAAUUACAGUACGAUGCAUAUCUUUGGCAUAUCACAGGUUAGUAGCGUGCUUUCGUUGUUAGCAAAUGUUAAAUGGCUAAAGGCAUCUGCACAUUUAGAAUGUAUCUGUAAGUGCACUCAUCGUUCAGUAUUGUUGAACUGCAUGAACAUUUUUUUUAUUUUUAUUGUUCAUUUGUACAGUCUGCGCAUUUUUAUUGAACUGCUUCUAAUCAUGAAAUACAAUAUAGACAAGCCAACAUGACUCGACUGGAUGAUUUAGCACUUUAUUUAGUAGUAUCUC
Synchiropus splendidus (mandarinfish) is the source of this 3838-nucleotide messenger RNA. RefSeq names its product tau tubulin kinase 2b (gene ttbk2b). The record is from RefSeq and is a predicted model, not a curated record. NCBI's taxonomy places the organism in Eukaryota, Metazoa, Chordata, Actinopteri, Syngnathiformes, Callionymidae. The transcript is spliced from 15 exons. The coding region runs from base 357 to 3212 and encodes 951 amino acids. Gene Ontology annotation, molecular function: ATP binding; protein serine/threonine kinase activity. Gene Ontology annotation, cellular component: cytoplasm; ciliary transition zone; ciliary basal body. Gene Ontology annotation, biological process: peptidyl-serine phosphorylation; signal transduction; cilium assembly.